Lepus europaeus (European hare) is the source of this 1008-nucleotide messenger RNA. Its product is annotated as neurturin-like. The record is from RefSeq and is a predicted model, not a curated record. Gene Ontology annotation, molecular function: glial cell-derived neurotrophic factor receptor binding; growth factor activity; receptor tyrosine kinase binding. Lineage: Eukaryota; Metazoa; Chordata; Mammalia; Lagomorpha; Leporidae. Bases 1 to 1008 code for a protein of 335 amino acids. The transcript is spliced from 2 exons.
AUGUGUACGCCGGGCUGGCGGCCAUGCUUCGUGGCCGACACCUGGCGGCCAGACGGAGAAUGCAAACGGUGCACUCCCCGCGCAGAGUGCCGGACCCCGCGCUGGCCUGCGGCUGGGGGAGGAGCGGCGGUCAGGGGCGGCUUCCCGGAGGAGGCGCUGCGCGUGGGGAAUGGGAAUGGGGAGGGAGGGAAGGCAAGGCCGGAGGAGACGCCCGGCGGGGGCCUCGCCGCGCUCCGAGGCUGGGGAAGGGGCGGGAAGGCCCCCGGGGCCUCUCUGGGCAGGGGACAGAGCCCUGCCUCCCGCGGCACCCCUGGCACCCCGGCCCCACAGCGCCACCUGCUGGGGACGCCCCUGCCCCGGGCAGCAGGCUGCAGCCGUGCUGUUGCUAGGCGACCUGGAGCUCGGUCCAGCCUCGGGCCUUGCACUGGAGCUGGGCCAGCGCCUACCAUCCGUCAUGCCUGGACUCUGCCCAGCCUGCAGCGCUGGAAGGCGGCGGCCUUGGCCUGGGCGCUGUGCAGUUCUCUGCUGACCUUCUGGAUGUGCCCAGAGGGCCUCGGACCCGCGCUGGCCCCGCUGCGCCGCCCGCCUCGGACCCUGGACGCCCGGAUUGCCGGCCUGGCCCAGUACCGGGCACUGUUGCAGGGCGGGCCGGCCCCAGGUCCGCGCCUUCGGGCAGGGCCUCGGAGGCGGCGCGCGCUCCAGCACUCUGGCGCGCGGCCAUGUGGGCUGCGCGAGCUCGUAGUGCGCGUGAGCGAGCUGGGCCUGGGCUACCCAUCGGACGAGGCGGCGCUGUUACACUACUGCGCAGGCGUGUGCGAGGCGGCCACGCGCGUCCACGACCUCGGGCUGUGGCGCCUGCGCCAGCAGCGGCGCAUACAGCGGGAUCGCGUGCGCGCGCAGCCCUGCUGCCGCCCGACGACCUAUGAGGAGAAGGUGUCCUUCCUGGACGUGCACAGCCGCUACCACACGGUGCGCGAGCUGUGGGCUCGCGAGUGCGCCUGCGUGUGA